Molecule: messenger RNA, 1974 nt
Organism: Penicillium cosmopolitanum
Lineage: Eukaryota; Fungi; Ascomycota; Eurotiomycetes; Eurotiales; Aspergillaceae
Product: putative glycerol:H+ symporter (Gup1)
Exons: 4
Coding region: 1-1974 (657 amino acids)
Biological process (GO): GPI anchor biosynthetic process
Cellular component (GO): endoplasmic reticulum
Source: RefSeq, a predicted model, not a curated record
AUGGCUUCCCUAUUCACAUGGCUCCGGCGGCUUUACUCGCUCGAUACUCUUGACACUCGUUUUACGGCCACUGCCAUCACCCCUGCAAAUCCCAACUCCAGCUCCAGCUCCAACUCCGACACGCGACCCGCCGCAAAAGAUGCCCGCGCCAACUCGAUUGCUCAGAAUGCCCGUGCAUCACUCUGGCGCACGCCCGAAUUCUUCAUCUACUAUCUUUUCUUUAUUAUACUCGUUCCAUUGAUGUUCAAGACUGUGAUUGAUGCCUCGAAAGAAAGCAACCCAGCCUACGCUGCAUACUCCGACCUAUUAUCACCAGGAUGGAUUCCAGGUCGUUUAGUCGACAAUUCCGAUGCCCAGUAUGCAAGCGUUCGUGACAACAUCCCCUACCUUUUCCUGCUCCUCAUCGCGCACCCUUUAGCCCGCAGAGUCUAUCAGUCCUUCGCUAGUCGACCCAAUGUUGGAACAAAGUCACCGGUGGCUGCGGCCGGAGAAGUGCAACUCGACCAGCGCAUGCGCUUCGAUUUUGCAUUUGGAAUGAUCUUCAUCGUGGCACUUCAUGGGAUUUCAGCUUUGAAGGUGUUUUUGAUUCUAUUCAUCAACUAUCGAAUUGGCAAGAGUCUUCCUCGAGCUUAUGUUCCCGCCGCGACAUGGACUUUCAACCUCAGCAUCUUGUUCGCGAAUGAAUUACUCGGCGGAUACCAACUGGAACCCAUUGCCAUGUUCUUGUCCCCGGGAUCUGGAACGCCAGGAGAGAAAGCUACCCUGCUGGUACAGUGGGCCCGUUCAUUGGAUGAUAUGGGGGGUAUAAUGCCCCGGUGGGAAGUUCUGUUCAAGGUGACUGUGCUGCGUCUAAUCAGCUUCAACAUGGACUAUUACUGGAGCGUUGACUACCCCGCGGCAAGUCCUAUCGAAGCACUUGUCGCCUAUUUUGUCGAUCAUCAACUGACCGAGUUCUACAAGAAGAAACAACUCGACCCCGCAACCCUCUCCGACAGGGAUCGUGUUAAGAUUCCUGCUGAGCCAACGGCUUUCACCCCGCGCAACUAUGUCGCUUAUAUUCUUUAUUCGCCAUUAUACUUGGCUGGCCCCAUCCUGACCUUCAACGACUACGCGUCUCAACAGCGAUAUACUGCGCCUUCAGUGACCUGCACCCGUACCAUCCUUUACGGCGUCCGCUUUUUCCUAACUUUCCUCUGCAUGGAGCUUAUACUUCACUAUAUUUAUGCAGUGGCUAUUUCAAAAGCCUCGCCAAAUUGGUCCAUCUUCACUCCAGGCCAACUCAGUAUGCUGGCCUUCUUCAACCUCCACAUCAUCUGGCUGAAGCUACUUAUCCCCUGGCGAUUCUUCCGUCUUUGGGCUCUCGUUGACGGAAUUGACCCUCCGGAAAACAUGGUCCGCUGCAUGUCCAAUAACUACUCUGCCUUUGCCUUCUGGCGUGGCUGGCAUCGCUCCUUCAACCGCUGGAUUGUGCGAUACAUCUAUAUCCCUCUUGGUGGUGGCGGUGGUGGUCAUCGCCCUGCGGGCGCAAAGCCCUCCUCAUCACCCCCCUCAUCUGGCCUUAUGUCCAAGGCUCUUCAAAUCCGCAACUUCUUGUUGGUAUUCACUUUCGUCGCUCUCUGGCACGAUAUCAACCUCCGUCUAUUGAUGUGGGGCUGGCUUGUGACGCUCUUCGUUCUGCCCGAGGCCCUAGCUGGCAUGAUGUUCCCCGCUAAGCGUUGGCGUUCUCGUCCUACAGCAUAUCGUGUUCUCAGUGGCGUGGGAUCUGUUGCCAACGUUCUUAUGAUGAUGAUUGCUAAUCUUGUCGGAUUCGCCCUUGGCUUGGACGGACUGAAGGAUCUGCUUGCAGGGCUUACCGGCUCAUAUGCCGGCCUUGCUUAUAUGUUUUCCUGCUGCGUUGUGCUCUUUGUCGGCGUGCAGGUCAUGUUUGAGAUUCGGGAGGAUGAAUUGCGCAUGGGCAUCAACCUGAAGUGUUGA